AUUUAUGACCUACGUCUCCUGUUUCUAUCACGCCUUCUCAGGUGCUCAGAAGGCUGAGACAGCAGCCAAUCGAAUCUGCAAGGUGUUGGCAGUUAAUCAGGAGAAUGAGCACCUGAUGGAGGACUAUGAAAAACUGGCCAGCGAUCUGUUGGAGUGGAUUCGUAGGACAAUCCCAUGGUUGGAAAACCGUGCUCCAGAGAAAACCAUGACAGAAAUGCAGCAGAAACUGGAAGAUUUCCGCGAUUACCGUCGCGUUCACAAACCACCCAAAGUUCAGGAGAAGUGUCAGCUAGAGAUCAACUUCAACACACUGCAGACCAAACUCCGUCUGAGCAACCGACCAGCCUUUAUGCCAUCUGAGGGACGCAUGGUGUCGGACAUUAAUGGUGCAUGGCAUAAACUGGAAGGGGCAGAGAAAGGCUAUGAAGAGUGGCUACUGAAUGAGAUCCGUCGUUUAGAGAGACUUGACCAUCUUGCAGAAAAGUUCCGUCAGAAAGCAGCCAUCCAUGAAAGCUGGACAGAUGGUAAGGAGGCCAUGCUAACACAGAAGGAUUAUGAGACCGCAACUCUGUCUGAGAUCAAAGCUCUCCUGAAGAAGCACGAGGCGUUCGAAAGUGACCUUGCUGCCCACCAGGACAGAGUGGAGCAGAUUGCCGCUAUUGCACAGGAGCUCAAUGAGCUGGACUACUACGACUCCCCGAGCGUUAAUGCACGCUGUCAGAAGAUCUGUGAGCAAUGGGAUGCUCUGGGUUCCCUCACACAGAGCCGCAGAGAGUCUCUCGAGAGAACAGAGAAACAGCUGGAGUCUAUUGAUGAGCUGUACCUGGAGUACGCCAAGAGAGCAGCACCGUUCAACAACUGGAUGGAGGGAGCCAUGGAGGACCUUCAGGACAUGUUCAUUGUACACAACAUCGAGGAGAUCCAGGGACUGAUAACGGCUCAUGACCAGUUCAAAUCAACUCUUCCAGAGGCAAAUAAAGAGCGGGAAUCUAUUCAGGCCAUCCAGGCUGAAGUUCAGAAAAUCGCACAGUACAAUGGCAUCAAACUGGCCGGAAACAAUCCUUACACCACCAUCACCCCUCAGAGCAUUGACAAGAAAUGGGAGAAGGUGCAGCAACUGGUUCCACAGCGUGAUCAGGCUCUUCAGGAAGAACUCGCACGUCAGCAGUCUAAUGACCAUCUCAGACGCCAGUUUGCCAACCAGGCCAACAUGAUUGGACCAUGGAUCCAAAAUAAGAUGGAGGAGAUCGGGCGGAUAUCAAUUGAGAUGAAUGGAACGCUGGAAGAUCAGCUGACCCACCUCCGUCAGUAUGAGCAGAGCAUCAUUGAAUACAAACCCAACAUUGACCAACUGGAGGGAGACCAUCAGCUCAUUCAGGAAGCACUUAUAUUUGACAACAAAUAUACUGCUUACACUAUGGAGCACCUUCGUGUUGGUUGGGAGCAACUCCUUACUACAAUUGCCCGCACCAUUAAUGAGAUCGAGAACCAGAUUCUGACUCGUGAUGCUAAAGGCAUCAGCCAGGAGCAGCUUCAUGAGUACCGCACGUCCUUCAAUCACUUCGACAAGAAGCGCACGGGGAUAAUGGAUGGCGACGAUUUCCGCGCACUGCUCAUUUCCACUGGGAACAGCCUGGGUGAUGCCGAAUUUGCUCGUAUUAUGGGCAUUGUUGACCCCAACAACAGUGGAGCAGUGACCUUCCAGGCCUUCAUCGACUUCAUGUCAAGGGAAACAACCGACACAGACACCGCAGACCAAGUCAUCGCCUCAUUUAAGAUCCUAGCCGGAGACAAGAACUACAUCACAGCCGAGGAGUUGAGGCGUGAGCUUCCUCCUGACCAGGCAGAGUACUGCAUUGCCCGAAUGGCACCAUACACGGGCCCCGACGCGGUGCCAGGUGCUCUUGACUACAUGUCCUUCUCCACCGCCCUGUAUGGGGAGAGCGACCUCUAA
Molecule: messenger RNA, 1954 nt
Organism: Sinocyclocheilus rhinocerous
Lineage: Eukaryota; Metazoa; Chordata; Actinopteri; Cypriniformes; Cyprinidae
Product: alpha-actinin-4-like
Exons: 14
Coding region: 5-1954 (649 amino acids)
Molecular function (GO): calcium ion binding; protein binding
Source: RefSeq, a predicted model, not a curated record